Molecule: messenger RNA, 1871 nt
Organism: Populus euphratica (Euphrates poplar)
Lineage: Eukaryota; Viridiplantae; Streptophyta; Magnoliopsida; Malpighiales; Salicaceae
Product: NPL4-like protein 1
Exons: 3
Coding region: 479-1714 (411 amino acids)
Biological process (GO): ubiquitin-dependent protein catabolic process
Cellular component (GO): nucleus
Molecular function (GO): ubiquitin protein ligase binding; ubiquitin binding
Source: RefSeq, a predicted model, not a curated record
GGCAUGAUGGAAAGAUCAUAUGCCAGUGAAUUGCAGGAGGCAAUCUUCUUCUGUUUCGACCACAAAUGUUCUAGUCUUUGCAGAUUGACUGUGCUUGAGAAUGAUAUCUUGUGUUUUUGAAGUGAUUCAAGCGGUGAGCAGCAGAGCAAAUGGUCAAGUCGCUCCUCUCGUCUGUAGGAUUGAAAUGGAAGAUUUAUGGACUACAAGGUAGAAGAUACAGUUCGCCCUUUUUAAAUACGGCGUCGUUGUGGAAAGUGCACCAGCAGUAGAGGACACCGCGACACCGUUUAUAGGAAAGAUGAGCUGCGAGACGUCAUUUUUACCGUCUUCCCCGUCCAGCAAGCAUCGCAUAUAAAAAAGAAAAUGAUUAAAGGUCCUCUGCUCGCUCGCACUGUUUUCACACUGCGAAGCAAAGCAACCGAUUCUCCUUCUUCAGAUUAAGAUCAGAAUUCUGAUCAAUACUCGCAAAACAAGCAAGAUGGUGAUGGUUCGAAUCCGCAGCAGAGACGGGCUGGAACGCGUCUCCAUCGACAACCCAAACAUCACAGUUUCCCAACUCAAAACCCUAAUCCAAAACCAACUCCAAAUCCCUAUCCGCAGCCAAACCCUCUCUACCAACCAAAGCCUCCUCUUAGCCAAAUCACCCUCCGAUCUCCUCAAAUUCACUGACAUGUCCAACCCUGACACUCCUCUCUCUUCCCUAAGCAUCUCUCACGGUUCCCUUAUCUUCUUAGCCUACGAUGGAGAGAGAACUAUUGCCGGCCCCGCUGUUCGACCUGCUGGUUCUUUCGGCCGGAAGAUGACAAUCGACGAUCUUAUUGCCAAACAGAUGAGAGUCACCAGGCAAGAAAAUCCCCACUGCGAUUCUGUCUCGUUUGAUCGCGAUUGCGCUAAUGCGUUUCAGCAUUAUGUUAAUGAAACGCUCGCUUUUGCUGUUAAAAGAGGUGGGUUUAUGUACGGAACGGUGUCGGAGGAGGGGAAGGUUGAAGUCGAUUUCAUAUACGAGCCUCCGCAGCAGGGGACUGAAGAGGUUUUGAUGCUCUUGAGAGAUUCUGAUGAAGAAAAAUUAGUGGAGGCGAUUACGGCGUGUUUGGGAAUGAGGAGAGUGGGGUUUAUUUUUACGCAGACUAUAAUGCAGGACAAAAAGGAAUAUACGUUGUCGCAUAGGGAAGUUCUUCAGGCGGCGGAGCUGCAUGCUGAGAGUGAAUUGAAAGAGUGGGUUACUGCGGUGGUGAAGUUGGAGGUGAAUGAGGAUGGGGGAGCCGAUGUGCAUUUCGAGGCGUUUCAGAUGAGUGAUAUGUGUAUUAGGCUGUUUAAAGAAGGAUGGUUUGAGACGGAGAUUGGGGAAGAUGCCGAUCCUAAGUUGUCUAAAAUGAAGAAAGAUGUGGUUGUUGGUAGCAAGGAUGUUAAGGAGGUCGAUAAUGAUUUUUUCUUGGUCGUUGUCAAGAUUUUAGAUCACCUGGGCCCUCUUUCAUCAGCCUUCCCCAUUGAGAACAGGAUCACACAAGUGACAAUGAGAGCGUUGAGGAGUCAUCUGGACCGUACAAAGAAUCUUCCAUUUGUGAAGAGAAUUUCUGAUUUUCACCUCUUGCUAUUUCUGGCCAAGUUUCUGGACCUCAAUUCUGAUGUUCCGGCGUUAGCAGAUUGUGUGCUUGCACAGACAGCAGUACCAGAGGGUUAUCAGCUCCUAAUUGAGUCCAUGGCUAAUACUUGAUAUUGCUUGAAUGCCUGAUGGUUGGAUCAAUCCAUCGUCCCCUGUGAAAGUUUCAAUUAUACUACUUCCUGGUGUAUCAUAAUUUACAAUCUCUCUCUUAUAAAUUUAAAGUAUCUUCAUCCAUUGGUUUGAUAAUUUAUGUUUGGUGAAAUCAGGU